CUUCUCUAUAGUAAAAACACUAAUUUAUUUCUUACAAAAAAUCGGCUGCUUUUGUCUGAUGUGAAGGAGGAAAUUGCUUGGCUUGAAGUACCUUUCACUUUGCUUAUGAAGCUUUUUAGUACAUCACGUGUCCGCUCCUUAGAAAAAGAAAAAAAAAACUGCUUUUGUUUGUAUAUUAACUCACCAACGAUUCUUGCUUGAUCCUUUAGCUGUUCCCUUCGUUUCGUUGAUCAGUCUGUAAAUUGCAGGUUCUUUUUUCUGCCUUUCUAGCUCCGUUAACCACUAGGCUCUUCUUCUUCUUUCCCUUUUUCUUUGACUUGCUAUUAUCUUUCAACUUUCUUGCCUGUUGUUGAUGCAUUUCUUGUGGUGGGUUGGCGUCCAAAUCAUGAUUUAAAGUUCAUAAUUCCGCAUGUGGGUUUUCCGUUUUAAAGUUCUUGAAGUGAAUUGUAAUUAUAUUUUGAUUGUUAGAAUUCAAUACUGAAUCUCGCUUUUUGGAUUGUUCCAAGGAGGAUGGGAUUUAGGGCUGUUCGUUCUUGGACUUUGGCUGGUCUUAUAAUGGCCUUUGUUGACCUUGCUAUUGCUUAUACCUUGCUAUGUGGAUCUGCUUUUGCAUUUUUACCAUCAAAAUUGUUGAGUAUAUUUGGACUUUAUUUUCCAUGCCCCUGUAGUGGGUUUUUUGGGUACCAAAACAACGAUCUGUGCUUUCACAGUCUGCUAAUUGAUUGGCCUAGAAGAAAGAUCAUUACUGUUCAGGAGUUGGCGAAGAAUAGGUUCCCUUUUGACUUGAUUUGGUUAGAACAUCAAUCCUGCAAUUUGCAUGUAGAAGGAAUUGGCAUUAGAAAAUAUGCAAAUGGGAAUUUUGAAUUGGAGGGAGAACCAUGCUCUAGUUCCAAUUCAGGUCCAACAUGGCAAAGUUCUGUUGAUAAAGAAAGUGGGUGUAAUUCUAAGGGGAAGGUUAUUGUGAAUCAGAAGCAGAAGUCCGGGAUCCGGCGGCGAAGAAGAGUUGCUCUUGGAUAUGGAAAUCUCUCUUCUGCUUUAUCUUCUACCAGUGCUAGCACACAUUUAGCUGGUAUAGGAGUUCCUCACCCUCUUCAUGAUAGCAGUGGUGUGAGAAGCGAGUUCAGCGAGAACCUGGAUCCUGGAAGCAGCAUAGAAGACAGUUUCCUAGGUGAUCAAAAUGCUCCAAACAGUACUGAUUUCAUUGAAAGCAUGAGGCAUAGUUUUGAUUUUGGUGGAUCCUCUGUUGAAAAGUUUUCCAGUAAUACUGAAGACAAGCUGUGUAGUGUUGGAAAUGAUGCAAAUGUGAUCCGAGUGUUGAAACAAGCACUUGAGGAAGAAAAAGCUGCCCAUGCAGCUCUUUACCAGGAGUUGGAGAAAGAGAGGGCAGCUGCUGCAACUGCAGCUGAUGAAGCCUUGGCAAUGAUAUUGCGGUUGCAAGAGGAUAAGGCGUCUAUUGAAAUGGAAGCGAGGCAGUAUCACAGGUUGAUAGAAGAAAAAUUCGUUUACGAUGAAGAGGAGAUGAAAAUUUUGAAAGAGAUCCUUGUCAGGAGGGAGAAGGAGAUCCAUUUUCUAGAGAAGGAACUUGAUGCUUAUGAGCAGAUGAACUUUUUGGGAAAUGAGCAGGCUGGAGUUAAUUCAAUCUAUGAGAUAAAUGACACAGAGGGGGAGUCUUCACUUUCUGUUGAUUCAAAUGUGAAUCCACCACCAGUGCCGCAGCAGAUUGAGAACAGAAAAUUCGUCAGUGAGAAGAGAGUGGAAACUAUUGGAAAACAGCCAUCAAAUUAUGAGCAUAACCAUACUCUUGCUUUUGAGAAAGAAAUGAUAACCGAGGACUUAGCUUCUGACUUAUCCACUUCACAGGAAUUGGUACAGAAAACUGUUAGUGUAGCAGGGAAAGAAGAAUCAGAAAGGGAUAUCUGCAUGAUAUCACCAGCAAUGAAGGCACCCCGAAAUUGUGGUGCCAUUGAAGGAAAACUGGAGAAAGAUGGGGAACAUCAGAACCAAGCUGGCUGCAACAUUAUGCUCGAUUCAGAAUCAACUGUUUAUGAUGUUCAUGUUGUUGAUGAUACAGCAAUUGUUCAGAGUAGUAAACUUUUGAUCAACUGUCCAACAGUGAGCACAGCAGAAAUUGAGCCUAUUGUUCGUGGGAGCAGUUUUCAUAUGCAUAGCAAGUCGCUAGUGUUGGGUAAUUCACUGUGCAAAAAUUUUAAUAUUGACUCGCAGAGGCAUUCUCCAUCUCCACUCGAUGGUGAAAGGUUAAAAAUUGAUAGUGAAGUUGAAUGGCUCAGAGAGAGGCUGCGAAUAGUGCAAGAGGAAAAAGAAAAGUUGACUUUCUCCGCGGAACAUGGGGAAAGGGUAAAUGCCCAACUGAAACUUGUGGAGGAUGUAGUGAGCCAGCUUCGAGAGAUUCAGCAGCUGAGAGAGCCCUUGCGACAUGCUUCAUUACCACCAACAUCUUCUAAGGCAAGUUUGAAGAGAAGGCAUCGGCGGAGUGCAUCACAGGAAGACUUUGAAAGUGAUUAAAUCAUGUAGCGGGUUCAUCAUAGCUGUUAUAUAGGUUUGCCUCCUGUAUCCUAAGGUAGAAGCCAGAGAACUGUACAUAUGAAUCUGUAAAGUCUGCUUCAGUCAACUGUUUGAAUUAUUAGUUAGUUUUGUUUGAUAUUUUGCAGCCUUGUAGAGCAUAAAAGAAUUUUGGUUCUGUAAGUUUUUAAAAAAUAAUGAAAGCUGCUUUACUUUC
Molecule: messenger RNA, 2737 nt
Organism: Ricinus communis (castor bean)
Lineage: Eukaryota; Viridiplantae; Streptophyta; Magnoliopsida; Malpighiales; Euphorbiaceae
Product: probable myosin-binding protein 5
Exons: 3
Coding region: 511-2523 (670 amino acids)
Source: RefSeq, a predicted model, not a curated record